Phalaenopsis equestris is the source of this 1313-nucleotide messenger RNA. Its product is annotated as transcription factor MYB56-like. Gene Ontology annotation, biological process: regulation of DNA-templated transcription. Lineage: Eukaryota; Viridiplantae; Streptophyta; Magnoliopsida; Asparagales; Orchidaceae. Gene Ontology annotation, cellular component: nucleus. Gene Ontology annotation, molecular function: RNA polymerase II cis-regulatory region sequence-specific DNA binding; DNA-binding transcription factor activity, RNA polymerase II-specific. The record is from RefSeq and is a predicted model, not a curated record. The transcript has 3 exons. The coding region runs from base 252 to 1082 and encodes 276 amino acids.
GGAGGCAGCAGCUCUGUUAUUUUUAGAGGAAAGCACUCACAACCCACACGAGCGGUUUCAGUUUUCAAAUAACCAUGCGAAGCCCAAUGCUCUGUCACACGCUCUUCUCAAAGUAAGCAAAUUCCGGAAAAGAGAGAGAGAGAGAGGUUGGGGAAGAGGAAGGCAAGAGGAACGUGUGGGUUUCUUUUACUGGAAGCCGCUUGCUUUAUUCCUUUAUUUACUUCCCUGACUUUUGUAGCUCAGGCAGAGCAAUGAGUCCACGGCAGCAGAGAUCUGAAGCUCCAAUGCUGUUCUUGUCUUCUCCACAGCAGCAACCUUCCUUUCUCACAUCCGCUGUUUGUCCUUUGGAGAGAGAGUUCAUUAGAAGUAAAAAAAGCUGGACUUUUAGUGCCGGCCAUGAUGAUUUGCAACUGAGUGAUGGUUCCAAGGAAAGCAGAGAUCCGGGGACGAAGCGGUUCAAACUGUGCACUCGCGGCCAUUGGAGGCCAGCCGAAGAUGCCAAGCUUAAAGAGCUAGUGACGCAGUUCGGCCCCAAGAACUGGAACCUUAUUGCUGAAAAUCUUGAAGGAAGAUCAGGGAAGAGCUGUAGGCUAAGAUGGUUCAAUCAGUUGAAUCCGAGAAUAAACAGAAAGGCCUUCACAUCGGAGGAGGAGGAGAGACUUGUCUCAGUCCACCAUCAUUACGGCAACAAGUGGUCUCUGAUUGCGAGGUUCUUCCCGGGGAGGACUGAUAAUGCUGUGAAGAAUCACUGGCAUGUGAUAAUGGCUAGAAAAAAGAGAGAUCACUCCACCUCCUGUAGAAGGAGAAGGCUCACUUCUUCUGCUUCUUUGAAUCCUUCGCACCUCCAUAAAAUGGAGCGCAAUACAAUCAGUGGAGAAUCAACCAUUACAAGCACUGGAGAAGAUUCUCUCUCCAUUGCCACCAACAGGAGUACUGUUCAUGGCUUACUUCUUUCUACCCGGCAGAAAGAGGGCAUUAAGGCAUAUGCAACAGAAUCAGCAACAAUCAGGAAAGCAGAGAUUGUGAGAGAGAGAAUCAAUUUGCCUUUCUUCGACUUUAUGGGCGUUGGAGCAGCAAUGUAAGAAGCCUUUAAUGGCUGAUAGAAUGAAAUUCUGCUUGGAUGGAAGCCUGAGUGCAGCCUUUGUGUGAUAUUAAGGUAACAAAAAGCAGAAAAUUUUGGUUUCUGUUGUAAUAUUAAAGUUGUUAAUGUGCAUCAAUCAAUUAAUCUAAAUGAAACUAUGGGUUAAAGUGGUUUCUCUGAGGUCACAAAAGAAAAUUCAGAAUAAUGAGAAAGGUUACUUCGUGUUAAGUAU